AUGCGCGGAGAGGCUGGGAAGGCUGGCGGGCCCGGCGCGGGUUUUCUCCGGCCCAGGCCCCGCCCCCGCCCCGGGCGACCAAUCCCUGGGCGCCCUGCUCGAGGCCCCGCCUCCGGCCUGCGGGGAGAAGCUGCGCCCCUAAAGGAGCCGGGAGCUAGUGCGGGGCCCCGUGAGACCGGAGGAAAUCAGGGCGGCGGGCGCGAGGGAGGCAACGUGCGGGAUCCAGCCGGCUCCCGCUGCGCUAGCACGAGGCCUCAGCGGUGGCUGCGGGGUCACCGGGACUCCGAUCCGCGUGGGAGGAUCUGUCCGUCUCUGCCGAGUCUUAGAUCCGCGAACCUGCACCGGAACCCGAUGGCCACUAGCCCGAGGCCCGGCUCUGUGCUCUGUUCAUGCGCUGGAGACGUUGAUUGUUCUAACUUGGUUAUAUCCAAAGUAUUGUACUGGAUUAUACAUUUUCCCACCAUUGUAUCCAUAAACAAAGACAACCCUCUCCUCCAUUAAAUGUGGCAUUUGCCUUUGGGGCAAAAUAUCCAUUUUAUGAGAACACACACACCGCGGAAAGCAAGUGCUACUCCCCCAGAGGCAAAACCAAGCCAGAAGUCUCUGGAACAAGCUUGCACCUCUCACCCAGUCACUCACAUCCCCUCCCGGAUCGGAGCUGUGAAAUGGUGGAGAAAACAGUCGCUGUAGCUUGGAUGGGACUCACUGGGAGGCAGAAGGGCCCCAU
Onychomys torridus (southern grasshopper mouse) is the source of this 727-nucleotide messenger RNA. RefSeq names its product translation initiation factor IF-2-like. NCBI's taxonomy places the organism in Eukaryota, Metazoa, Chordata, Mammalia, Rodentia, Cricetidae. The record is from RefSeq and is a predicted model, not a curated record. The coding region runs from base 1 to 501 and encodes 166 amino acids. The transcript is spliced from 3 exons.